AUGAGGGUGAUCUCCGCUUACCUGCUGGCCAAGCUCGGCGGCAACGCGUCGCCCGGCGCUGCUGACAUCAAGAAGAUCUGCUCGUCGGUUGGUGUCGAGGCCGAGGAUGGCAACAUCAAGGCCUUCCUGGACGCCAUCGCCGGCAAGGACGUCGAGGAGCUCAUCUCGGAGGGCAUGAGCAAGAUCGCUUCGGUCCCCGCGGGCGGCGCUGUGGCCGCCGCCCCGGCCGCUGGCGGCGGCGGCGGUGGAGCCGCUCCCGCUGCGGAGGCGAAGAAGGAGGAGUCCGAGGAGGACGAGGACAUGGGCUUCUCGCUCUUCGACUGA
Molecule: messenger RNA, 324 nt
Organism: Pedinophyceae sp. YPF-701
Lineage: Eukaryota; Viridiplantae; Chlorophyta; Pedinophyceae
Source: the annotation of a GenBank genome assembly